This is a messenger RNA of Neodiprion fabricii, 1205 nucleotides long. RefSeq lists its product as uncharacterized. Lineage: Eukaryota; Metazoa; Arthropoda; Insecta; Hymenoptera; Diprionidae. The transcript has 4 exons. The coding region runs from base 133 to 654 and encodes 173 amino acids. The record is from RefSeq and is a predicted model, not a curated record.
UACAGUAUUACAAAGCCACAGUAUAAUAGGCGACCAGUGAACGACGCGAAACGUAAACAAGAUCAUCUGAGAAUUCGCGGCGCCGCAAUAAAGACACUCAUUGAAAUUCACAGAGAAAUAAGAGAAUUGGCAAUGGCGCUGACGAUAGCCUUGCCGCUCUCGGAUUUGGAGCCGGAUCAUUUCUACGCCCUGGGUGUACGCCUCCUGUACGAUCUAGGUGUCAGGGCGUUGGCGGGGGUGGCCCCGGCGCCAAUAUCACCGAGCAGCGGAAGCGAGAGCAGCGGCUUCAGCAGCGGCUUCAGCAGCUUAGCAACUUCAACAGGAUUCUCAACUCCCGCCGAAUCCAGACCAACCACUCCCGAGGACAUUCAGCCCCUGUUAAACCUCCUCCGCCCUCUCCAAUGCCUCGUGGUUAGUCCACCGACUACUACGAUCGCCUACGGAAGCAGAGAUUUGUUAGAUUUGGCGGGAAACAUCCGUGGCCCCGGGUGGCCUAUACUACACCCGAAUCUUCGACGGAAUGACCACUCAAUUUUCACGGCGAACAGUUCCUCGUACCAUCGUCUAGGUGAACACGGCCUCAUCGAAGAUUAUCCAACGAGACAGUGUCAGGACUGCAGCUUCUGCGAGCCAUCGCCAAUUCUCUCGUUUUAACGUCGUCUACACAACAGGCGAACGACGUAACUAACUAACCUGUGAUAAAUUACGCGGCAGCCAGCAAUAAUAACGGAAUUUCGAUUAACGCGCUACGAAGUACAAAUAUAUUAAGUAUGAUUAAUAGUUUUAUGAUAGACCAAAGAUUUUAUUUAUUAGCACUGCGCAUGAGAGAAUGAGUAUAAGAUGAAAAAACUGAAUCGGUGACUUUAUAUAUACAGUAUACACGAACACGGUGUACGAUUUAGCCGAAAAUUACGUAGCGCUCUUGUAUUGAUGACUGAAAAGAAUUUUUUUAUAUUCUUUACUGACGAAAAAUAGUUCCUAUGCUGGUUACGGGCUGCAACAAUGUGCAAUAUUGACGUGUCUCGAAAUCCAUUAUACAUUAUAUAUUAUACUACUAUAUUAUAUUGUAUUAUAUUAUACUUGUUCAACGUUAAGACUCAAAAGAAUAUAAUAUCAGAUGAUCGCAUUAUUUUUAUUACACGUAUAAGAAUACAUUAUAAUCUCUAAUGCUUUUGUAAUCUUCGGAGGAGUGCAUUUUUGGUAGA